AAUCAAAUAUUAUUGAAUAAAGAUGAAUAUAUUAUUCUUAAUAAAAUGUACAAAAAAUUUUUGUAUGUAAGCAAGACAAUCCAUUUAAGGUCAUAAUUUUGAUGGUCCAACAAUGAAAUUAUUGAUAAAUUCUGUAUUUAGUUAAAUUUUUAAAUACUUUAGUGAAACCAUUUUUUCCGUGUAUGCAAAAUUGAAACGGCGCAUCUGAAGCCGGCGUUGUACUCUUCACGUACUUUGUUAAUUACAGACACACUGACAAUCUUGAAUCUAAACGAAAAGAAAAGGCAGCGGAACAACAUGAAAGAUCCAAGCGAGUCAUCGUUGAGCAUCGAAAGGGCCAUUCAUCGGAAAUUAUGUGAUGGACUGUACGCGCCGCGUGCACGUUAUUAGGCAGUGCUUGCUUCAGCCACGGCCCUUACACAUUUUAUAAAGCAGUAAGGAUAAGUAAUGGUCGCGUCCUUCGUCUCGGCAGUUUCUUCCUCACGAAAUUGUGGAGCGAUGCCGAUCUCGUCAGUAUCGGCGAGCUUCAGCUACUGUGGAUGGAUAGUCGCGGACCGAAUCAGCCUCUGGCAUCGUUGCGGCUCUAUUUCUUACCUGAAAACACGCCGGAUGGAAGGAGGGACACGCACGGAGAGGACGAGGUGCUGACGAUUUCAGAAAAAGUAGUCGUCCGCGUGCACGACCUAGUCACAUGGCUCUCACCUACGUUAGAAUGGUCGUGGGGCCGGGAGGUGUCCUAUCCGACAACCCCGACGUCGUCCCCGGAGACCAGUCCGCUCAGAUACGAGAUGCCACAACCGCAGGUGCUGACGGACCCGGGGAUCGACUUCUCGGACGUGGACAAGCACCAGAAGGACUACGAGACUAACCUGAACUCGUCGAAAAAAUUGGACGGCUUCCAGACGAAGGUAGUGGUACUCUCGUAUCCCAGGUACUGCCGUUACCGGGCGCUCCUACGUAGACUCGAGGGUGCCGAGCCGUCCUGGCUGUGCUCGUCCAUCGCCGCCGCCUUAGGGGGCUUUACCGCGACCCCCGGCACCAGGGUGCUCUUCUGCAGGGACACAUUUGACUAUCCGGAUCUCGAGACUCACGAAUUGCUGUGCAAUCACUUGGCGCCAAAGUUAAAGGGCAGACCACGAAGAAAGCGUAAAAAGCGCAGCGCUUCGCCAGGCGAAUCUUCGAACGAGAGCGAAGCAUCAGUAGCGUCGACGUCGAAGAGCACGUCGGCGGCCAGCAACACCAGCUUGGUGAUUCCCACAGUUGGGAGGCCGCCUUCGUCCGGGGUACGGCGGAGUGAUAGGAAGAUCAGCGUGGAAGAAAAGAAGUUUAUCACCGACGUGCACAAUUUUAUGAACUCUCGGGGUAGGCCGAUCGGAAAGAUGCCACUGCUGGGCUACAGGCAGAUUGAUCUGUUCCUGUUUUACACGAAAGUGCAAAUGCUCGGUGGUUACGAUUCCGUCACUGCUGGACGUCUUUGGAAAACUAUCUACGAUGACAUCGGUGGCAACACGGGUUCCACUAACGCGGCGACUAUUACACGUCAACACUAUGAAAAAUUAUUAUUAUUGUAUGAAAAGUAUCAGCGAGGCGAAGAGACAAAAGUGAGACUGAAUCAUGGACGACGUACUAAGAGUAUGAGUAUGUCCGAGGAUUUAGAUAUCAAGGAGGAACCGAACGAUAUGUAUACGUCGGAAACACCUCCGCCUAUAGAUGCAAUUCCUAUGACUACAACAUCGCCGUUGCAACCAAUAAUAGCAGCAGCAGUAACAACAACAACAACAACAACAACAACAACGACUUUAUUCUCGAGUGAGAAACCCAAAGCCGAAACCGGUGGCAAGACAUCCUCGUUACGUAGCGUGCGAGUAAAACCGGAACGCCUGAAGUCCUUGAAUACAAUAAUCGCCAAUAAUGCGACACCUUCCAGCCAGCAAGCUAGCCAACUGCCAAGUCCACCGCCAUCCUCCAAUGCGUCUAUCUCAACGCCCAAUAGCACACCCUCCACCACGCCGACGAAUGGUACCAGUAACAAUCAGAGCGUCUUGGAGCGGCAGCUCAACAGUCCUUUAAUAUCCCAACAAGUUCCACCGUCGUGUUCGCCACCAGGCUUGCCCGUGACUAGUGUACCGACGAACGCGUCGACGGUUGUCACUUUAACGCCUCCGCCGGAAAAGGAUAUGAAGGAGAUCAAAUUGGAUCCCAAGCAGACGACUCUACUAGCACAGGGGAAGGAAAACAUACCACUGUUCAGCGGCGAGAAAUUUGCGGAGAAGACGACGGUACCGCCGGUUUCUAGUAGAUCGCCCGAGGUGAUCGACCUUGAAAACGAGAGUGACACAAGUCGAGACAAGAUAAUCAUUCCCAGCUUCAAGAAACGUAAACUCGAAAUUUUGCGAGAAGGCGGUCUUGAGGUCACCGCCGUCGAACUGGAAGCACGACCAAGCGUGAUUCAAAGCAACGUCGGCAUGUCGCCGCAGCAUCACCAUCACCAGCACCACUAUCAGCAGCAGCAACCGUCCCCCUUACCGGCUACAAUGAAGUCUACUGAAGAGAGACAACCAUCGAUCUCGCCGUAUCCGCUUCCAGUCACACCCAACUCCAUUCCUAAAUUAAUAUCCGUCACUGUUACACCCGACAUAGGACACAUGCUAUCGUCACCGCAAGACCAUCAAAAUCAUCAGCCGCCGCGAAUACCAGCGAUCAAACAACUACCGGCUCAUCAUAAUAAUAACAACAUUAACAUGAUGAAUAACAAUAACGUGACGAAUAGUCGGGUGAUAAACCUCGGUAGCUCGAACAAUGCCGCGCUGUUACAGUUGUACGCGAAUGCGAAUGUUGUACCGUCUACACAGCAACCAAACCGUUUCGUUCCACCAAAUAUUCCAAACGGCAGAUUAUUUCCACCGAAAGUGACGCAAUCACGAUCGAUAUUUGUCCAUAAUGAAAAGACAGUUUAUGGAAAUCCCAAGGAUAUUCUUGUUUCUCCACCAAAAUACCAUUUGUCGCAUUUACAUUCACAUCCGCAGCAGCAGCAACAACGCUCGCAGCAUCCGCACAUGAGCUCUAACGAUAUCGGGCAAGGAGGAGCUGUUCUCGAUCUGACACAAAAGUCUAGCGAAAAACUGUCGUUCCCUAGGCCCAGUCUAGAAAUAGUCAGAGUACCUGUAGUGCAGAGGCCUAAUCCGUUAAAUCUCGACGUGCGAAAUUCACCCGCCAAGGAUAAACCGUCGGAUAGGCCUGCUGUCGACUGUCCAAAGCAAGUACCUUUUCCCGCCUACCAAAACGUAAUCGACAGUCGAACUAUUGCGUCGAAUAAUCUCGAGAUUACGUUAGUGAAUCCGAAGCACAAAAACAAUCACCACCUAAGUAUACCGUCUCACGUCCAAAUACCAAGUCCACCUAACAAAAGCGGUGCGAUAGGAACGAUAAAUAGCACGCAAAGGAGGCAACCACCACCGCAACAAAUAAAUGGAAAGUAUACGGUGAGAAGCGAGCCGGUUUCGCCAUAUACACCGAGGAAACCCAGUCACCCUAUUAUACCGAAUGUACCCAAUUUAAAUCAUCUGAAUCAUCACAGUGCGAGUUCGUGUCCUAGAAUGCAAGCAACGACGUUACAACAACAGCAACAAAUGAACAUCGAUAGGAGGAAAGCAACUGCGGAGGUUAGCAGGGAUCAUCAACAUCGUAGGAUCAGCGAGGGCGAGAAAUUAUCCUUGACAGCACAACAACAACAACAACAACAGCAGCAGCAUCAGCAUCAGGAAUCCGUCAGGCAGAGCGAGACUGGACGGCGGCAUAGUUUACCCAGCAUACCAUCGGGAUUUGUGCCGCAAAACAACUCUACCCCCUUCCCGUUGCCGCAACUGCCAAACGUGUCUGGCAAGUUCCUACCCUCGACAAUCCUGAAUCCUAUGUAUUAUCCCGCGUUCUACAACGGUUUGUUCCCACCGCCGAUUCCGCCCACGACCGCCGCUGCUGCGUCGUCGUUUCUACCGCCGGAGUUUACAUAUUAUAAGGAGUAUCUCGCUUCCUCGCAACCAAGACUGACGGGGAUGACGGGGCAGCCGCCACCGCAUCAACAGCCGGCCGCCCCAACAUCUAAAUAG
This is a messenger RNA of Monomorium pharaonis (pharaoh ant), 4106 nucleotides long. RefSeq lists its product as uncharacterized. The record is from RefSeq and is a predicted model, not a curated record. Gene Ontology annotation, cellular component: nucleus. Gene Ontology annotation, molecular function: transcription cis-regulatory region binding. Gene Ontology annotation, biological process: regulation of transcription by RNA polymerase II. The transcript has 7 exons. Lineage: Eukaryota; Metazoa; Arthropoda; Insecta; Hymenoptera; Formicidae. Bases 540 to 4106 code for a protein of 1188 amino acids.